This is a messenger RNA of Neurospora tetraspora, 828 nucleotides long. RefSeq lists its product as uncharacterized. The transcript has a single exon. Bases 247 to 735 code for a protein of 162 amino acids. The record is from RefSeq and is a predicted model, not a curated record. NCBI's taxonomy places the organism in Eukaryota, Fungi, Ascomycota, Sordariomycetes, Sordariales, Sordariaceae.
GAAGCAAUUCCAAUCGGCGCUACCGAAGCAUGCCAACUUAUGAUGCCAAUGCCGCUCGCGGCUUGCUGAAAGACACUGAAUGCGCUGAAGGUAUGGUGCAGGGAAAGAUUCAAGCUGAAUUACCUUCACCAAAAGGGCCCUGCUAGGGGCGCACUAGUUGUUUUGUUUUCCCCCGAGCAAAACAACUAGUACGCCCCUAGCAGGGCCCAACCAAAAUCGCAUAAACAACGCUUUCUGUUUUUGUCCAUGAUGAAACUGUUUCGAUGGAAUGAGGGAUUGUUUGGUUGUAGCUCUGUCUCGGAUGCAUGCCUUGCAAACCCAAUCAAUUCCACAAAGCUGAAGUGCACCAUCAGUGGAGCUGUGUUAGUGAUGUUUUUGGUGUUUGCGCUGGUUUCAAAAUUCCAUGUGCCGCCGAGAUCAAAGGCAACAAAGAAAUGCAAAACAUGCGAGACAUGCAAGACAUGCAAAUCAUCAAGUGCAGAAGUGGCAAAGUUCAGGUACGUGAGACACAGGCAUGGAUCCAAGAUUGGGUUGCCUCUGAGAUGUGAAAGAAGAGCCGCCGUUACUGUUUUGACAGCGGCUGUUGAUUGUUUGUGGACAUUGAAAGGAAGCUGUCGUAGAUUCGUUAUCGACAAGUUUCCCAGUCAUCUUUUCGUCAAUCUCCUUCGCUACUUUCGAAGCUGCAAAUUGGUGAUAACGCCAUUAGCAGGUGUCGUAAUCAUAACACGGAGGUAACCUCCCAACCCAAACAAGCCAGCCCAACCCAGGCCAUAAUCGGCCGUGAUAAUGCCCUUUUUGAUGCGCCCCAAACGCCGUGACUCCGCGUCC